AUGAAAUUGUGGCUCGUUAUACUUCACAUAGUUUUAGUUGGAACGAAUCUAUGGGUCACUGCACAUUUUCACGAAGACCUUCCGGAAGACAAUGAAUUUGCCGAGUUUGAGGAUUUCGAAGAAGACAAAACAAAUUCUCGUGUCGAAGCGCAACAAGAAGAAGAAGAGGAAGAUGAGUUCAUUGAAUCCGAUAAGGACCAAACUUUCGACGAGGAAGACGCUUUGGUAGAGGAUGGUGACAGUGAAUUCGAUCAUUUCCAGGAUGAGGAAGAGUUUGAAGGCUUGGACGUAGCCGGAGGAAAUGCGGGGGCAAAGCCCGAGGAGCCUUCAACACUGACAAUCACCAAAGUCCCUCUGCAUUUGCGCGCAAGAUGGGACAGUUUCUACCUCGAAAUUUUAAUGAUCGCCGGUCUUGUGGUCUACUUUAUAAAUUACAUCGCAGGUCGAUCAAAAAAUUGUCGCAUCGCCGAAUCGUGGUUCAACGAUCACAAUCAGCUUUUCAGCGAGAAUUUCUCUCUGGUCGGUGACACUGGAAAAACUGCUGAAGAAGCUUCCGAUAAUGGCGCAGUUGUGAAGGAAAGCGAGUCUCAGUACAGUCUCUAUUGUUCUGGAAGAGUGGGAUGCGAUUCGAUGCUGAUAGAACUUAAAUUGCUGAAACGCCAGGACUUAGUGGCGGUUUUGGCACAAAUGGUGCGACCACAAAACGACCAAGCGCACAUUCGAAUCGACCUUACCAAAGACGAGACUGAUAAUUUUAUCUUGGCAGUCGCUGCCAAGAAGACUGCCAUGCAUUUGGCGAGGGAUAUGGCUGAUAUUAGCGUUUAUUGUCCAGAAAAAAGACCCGGAGAAAAAUUUAAUUUACCAUCGGGCUUUCUUGUCAUGUCCGAAAUCCCCGAGGCGACUUCUGCGGUUUUAGAUACGAGAGUUAUCCAGGCAUUUACGAAAUACGCACAAUAUAUUGAUUACGUUCAUAUCAGUGACCAGUAUAGCGGACCCAAACAACAAGAGGAUUCUAGUCAGCUCACAAUGCCGGAAGUAAAGAGGGUGCUUUUGGUGGGCCUAAAUAUUAGCAUUAAGGGCCGUAUUCAGAGUGCGGAAAUGCAAGAAAGAAUGAGGCCUUUACUCCAGUUAACGUUUUAUUUGCUGGAUAAACUGCGUCGAUUCAAACUUUCCAAAGAGGGAAGAGCCAAAAGCGACAAAAAUCGCCAGCGAGUGGAAGAGGCUUUUUUGAAAACUACGAGCGCCGCUCGCGCGGAAGCAGCCGCCCAACGUCGAGAGGAGCGCCGAAGGCAAGAAAAGGAACGAAUUCUCCAGGAGGAAGAUCCAGACAAGCAGAGAAAGUGGGAAGAAAAAGAGCAGAAAAGACUCGCCAAGAAGCGAGCACCCAGAAUGAAGCAACUUAAGGUCAAAGCCUUGUGACCCCGUAAAGAAAACGAGAAGGUCGAAAAAGCUAAAGACACGCGAGAACCAUAACAGAUUUUGAGAAGCUGAAAUAAACUAAAAAAAGAAUGGAAAAUUACUCUCAUGAAAAAUUACAAGAUCGAUCAUGAAACCUGAUCAGUAAUUUAUCGAAGCUAAUCGAUAUUUAUCCUUCGCUUAUGAUCUUGGUAAGUUCAUAGAAACGCGAUCUGUUUUGCAUAUAUCUAUUGACUCAGUAAAAUAUUCUCGCUGCCAACUUAUUGUUAGUGAUCAAUCGUUAUUUAUACGUAACGUUAAGCCUGAAAGACUCUGUGGUCCCAUAUAAAAACUGGUUAGCGACAUUGUCUAACACAUAGAGUGUGAUUUAUAUUAAAAGGGACUUUUUUGGUAAAGAUUCCUUACGUAAACGCAGUGGAAGCAUCGAAUUUUAUUAUCUGUGAUUUUAUAUUUGUCUUUUUCUUUCUUUCUUUUAAAGACAUAUUUCACAAUCGGUUUGUUAUAAUCAGUAUAAUCACGAGAACUUAUCAUUUACAUUUUACAAUUAGAUUUAGCUCACUUUUCCAUCUUCACGUUCGACGUAGAUAAACGAGAUAGAAAACAUAUUUAUCAAAUAUGCAAUUAUUAUACUAAGGACCUACUUUCAGUAAAGGAGUAAAAUAAUUUAUUGUAUAUAAAACUUUCCAAGCAAAAUAUAUACACAUUCAAUGGAAAUCG
Belonocnema kinseyi is the source of this 2133-nucleotide messenger RNA. RefSeq names its product coiled-coil domain-containing protein 47. The record is from RefSeq and is a predicted model, not a curated record. Gene Ontology annotation, biological process: endoplasmic reticulum calcium ion homeostasis. The transcript has 4 exons. Gene Ontology annotation, molecular function: calcium ion binding. Gene Ontology annotation, cellular component: endoplasmic reticulum. The coding region runs from base 1 to 1419 and encodes 472 amino acids. NCBI's taxonomy places the organism in Eukaryota, Metazoa, Arthropoda, Insecta, Hymenoptera, Cynipidae.